AUGACUCUACGCCCAGUGCCUGAACAGCUGCGAUCGAGGGCACAAUCAGCCAAGACCUCGCUCGGAGCCAAGCGCCAUACAGAUGGAUGGGUGCUGCCCGAACAAUCUACGUCUUUUGCUUUAGAGGGUACCUGGACAAAUGUCGACCUUGAUGUAACGCCUUUAAUCAGUGAUAUUGUGAGCUCCUCAUGCUUUAUGAUAGCAUUGCCCGGCGUCAUUAGUGCUUCUGCAUGGAAACCACUGUAUGUGGACUUCUCCAGCUGGCAGACUCGGCGCGUUUCAUUGCACAUCGAUGUCGCGGCAUUGUACCGGCCCGAAGGAAGCAUUGGGCCAGCUAUGCCAGGCCUCGCCCACAAGAUUGCACCAUCGCUGGACAUUGGCGGUGCUCAGUACGUCUCCGACUUGUCGCUUCCGCAGUCUACAUUGCAGUCUCUUAAUCAUGGCCGGCCACCGAAAGUCUUGUGGACAAGUAUCUAUUGUCAGAGGAUCCGGACCUGCAUGCGCAGGUGGUCAUCAAGAUCGUCUCUUCGGAAGCAUGAGGUGAAAGAGACGGAAUUUGAACAAGGGCCAUCCAUGGAGGUCCGGAUCCUCGCUGUUCAAAGAGUUCCGACUGUCCACAAGUUGCUGUAUGCAGACUCCAUGUACGUCUGUGCACCACGACCGAGGUUACAACGUCUCCGUGUCGCACAAACUCUAAAUUUGGUCGGUCCAGUAGAGCACAAAGUUUCUCGGUCCAACACAUGCGCUCAGCGCCACUAA
Molecule: messenger RNA, 759 nt
Organism: Aureobasidium subglaciale EXF-2481
Lineage: Eukaryota; Fungi; Ascomycota; Dothideomycetes; Dothideales; Saccotheciaceae
Exons: 6
Coding region: 1-759 (252 amino acids)
Source: RefSeq, a predicted model, not a curated record